GAUACGCAUGUAGAAAGUAGGCUGCAGUGGGCCCCACGCGAUCAGGAGGUUGUUAGUACAUACUUGCAUAUUUCAAAGCAGAAACAAGGAGAUGGCUACGCCAAAGCACAUCCUUACGCUUGAUGGUGACUUACACAAUACCUCGGAGAAUGACAUCAAGACUGAAACGGACAAGUUUGGGAAGACGAUAAAAUUCAUGAUGUUUAGAGGAUUGCACUAUAUUCCAGGCUACGAUACCGCAGUCCUCGAAGAAGUAGACAACUUCUCUAUGAGACCCGAUGAUAUUUACUUCCCUUCUUUUCCAAGGACUGGUACCCACUGGACUUUCGAAAUAGUAUGUAUGCUCUUGAAAGGCAAAGCAGAAACCAUCCAACGAUUUAAGGGAAGAAAUCAACUAGAGUUUGCGACUAACGAUGUUUUGAGUACUCUCCCUUCUCCAAGGGUUAUCAAUACCCACUUCCGGUUGUCGGACGCACCACGGGAGAUGAAGGAAAAGAAGUGCAAGAUUAUCUACAACCUCAGGGACCCGAGAGACGUGGCUGUCUCCCUCUAUCACCUCUAUGUCGAUCUAAAGUUCUCGGAAUGCGAGUGCUCCUUUGAGGGAUUUUGGUAUCUGUUUCUUGAAGGAAAAAGUAAGUGGUUGAUCUAUGAGGAAACUCAGAAGCUUGAUGGUGACUUACACAAUACCUCGGAGAAUGACAUCAAGACUGAAACGGACAAGUUUGGGAAGACGAUAAAAUUCAUGAUGUUUAGAGGAUUGCACUAUAUUCCAGGCUACGAUACCGCAGUCCUCGAAGAAGUAGACAACUUCUCUAUGAGACCCGAUGAUAUUUACUUCCCUUCUUUUCCAAGGACUGGUACCCACUGGACUUUCGAAAUAGUAUGUAUGCUCUUGAAAGGCAAAGCAGAAACCAUCCAACGAUUUAAGGGAAGAAAUCAACUAGAGUUUGCGACUAACGAUGUUUUGAGUACUCUCCCUUCUCCAAGGGUUAUCAAUACCCACUUCCGGUUGUCGGACGCACCACGGGAGAUGAAGGAAAAGAAGUGCAAGAUUAUCUACAACCUCAGGGACCCGAGAGACGUGGCUGUCUCCCUCUAUCACCUCUAUGUCGAUCUAAAGUUCUCGGAAUGCGAGUGCUCCUUUGAGGGAUUUUGGUAUCUGUUUCUUGAAGGAAAAACUGAAGUGGAUGGGAUAUUUUAACAUUGGCGAGAUGCUGAGGAAUUCUUCAAAGAAAAUCCAGAUAUUCCUGUUUACUUCUAGAUCUAUGAGGAAACUCAGAAGAAUCCUGUGUCGGCUGUGCAACGCCUCUCGGAUUUCCUUGGUCUACAAAGAAAUGAUGAGCUUUGCCAAGCCAUUGCUGCAAAAUGCAAAAUCUCUAACAUGAGAAAAGACAAAGAAAAAUACUGUUUAAAAGUUGAUGGAGAGAGCCACCUUUACAGGAAAGGUAAAAAUCCCAGUUGAAUAAAAAGACAAAUUUUAAUUCAUUAGUAUGAUGUGUUAAAUGUUUUAUCCAGGAAUCAGUAGUGUCUGAGGUCAACCAAUUAAACACCUCAUGUUUUU
Molecule: messenger RNA, 1561 nt
Organism: Haliotis rufescens (red abalone)
Lineage: Eukaryota; Metazoa; Mollusca; Gastropoda; Lepetellida; Haliotidae
Product: sulfotransferase 1B1-like
Exons: 8
Coding region: 92-1201 (369 amino acids)
Biological process (GO): sulfation
Cellular component (GO): cytoplasm
Molecular function (GO): sulfotransferase activity
Source: RefSeq, a predicted model, not a curated record